AGAAAAAAAAGAAAAAAUUAAAAAAAAAAAACUUCUCUUAAUUAUAAUAAUAAUUAUAUAAUGUAUAACGCAAUGGAGAAAUUUUGAAAAAUUAGUACGAAUAAUUAUAUGUAAUAAUAUUUUAAUGUAAAAGUUCUUGGAAAUCAUAGUAAUUCGCGCUUUUUUUUUUCGAAGAUAUUUGAGCAAAUGCAUUUCAAAAAAUUGAUAUACGAUGUAACGACUCGAUUUUUCCAUCGAGGAGUCCAUGUUAUUCUGCAUUCGUCGUUUGUGAGUCUGCAAUCGUUUGUAACAACCGGAAGAAAACUUCAUGAAACUCUUCGUGUACCAGUCGGAUGCAAGCGUGUUACUAUGAAGCCGAAAAAAUUGGGAAUCAUUGGCGGUUCGUUGCUUGCUUUUGGAAUUUUGAUCUGUGCAAUUGCUUUUCCUCCAUUUCUGAAAUCACAAGUGAAAAAACAAAUAGCCUUAAAAGAUGGAUCCGAGAUGCGGGAAUUAUGGUCCAAUUUCCCUAUUCCUUUGGACUUUAAAAUUUAUCUUUUCAACGUAACGAAUCCCAUGGAAAUUACAGCGGGAGAGAAACCAAUUCUCGAGGAAGUAGGACCAUUUUUUUACGACGAAUACAAACAAAAGGUGGAUCUGGUCGAUCGAGAAGAAGACGAUAGUUUGGAGUAUAACUUGAAAGCGACAUGGUUCUUCAAUCCAUCUCGAAGCGAAGGAUUGACCGGUGAAGAAGAACUGGUCGUUCCUCACGUUCUUAUUCUGAGCAUAAUCAAACUCACUCUCGAGCAACAACCAGCCGCCAUAGGGAUUCUCAAUAAGGCUGUGGAUAAUAUUUUCAAGAAACCUAGUUCUGUCUUCAUAAGAGCGAAGGCAAGGGAAAUACUUUUCGACGGUUUACCAGUUGAUUGCACGGGAAAAGAUUUCGCCACGAGCGCAAUUUGCAGCGUUUUGAAAGAAAAGGACGACGCUUUAAUGGCUGAUGGACGAGGGCGUUACUUGUUCUCACUUUUCGGCCCUAAAAAUGGCACCGUUCUUCCCGAACGUAUACGAGUGUUGCGAGGUAUAAAAAAUUACAAGGACGUGGGGAAGGUAACCGAAAUCAAUGGUAAAACGAAGUUGGAUAUUUGGGGGGAGGGUGAUUGCAACGAAUUCAAUGGCACAGAUUCAACGAUCUUCGCGCCAUUGCUCACGGAACAAGACGAGAUUGUCUCAUUUGCUCCUGACAUUUGCAGAAGCAUGGGGGCUCGUUUCGAUUCAUACACACAAGUCAAAGGCAUCAACACAUACCAUUACAAAGCUGAUUUGGGCGAUAUGAGUUCACAUCCGGAGGAGAAGUGUUUCUGUCCCUCGCCGGAUUCUUGUUUAACGAAAAAUCUCAUGGAUUUGACCAAGUGCGUAGGUGCUCCGCUUAUAGCUUCCCUCCCACAUUUACUUGGAGCGGAAGAAAAGUAUCUAAAAAUGGUUGAUGGACUUCAUCCGAACGAGGAAGAACACGGAAUCGCCAUGGACUUCGAACCAAUGACAGCUACUCCUUUAAGCGCGCACAAGAGGCUACAAUUUAAUUUAUAUCUUCACAAAAUUGAAAAGUUCAAAUUAAUGAAAAACUUCCCCGAAUGUUUGUUCCCAGUAUUCUGGGUCGAGGAAGGAAUAUUGCUCGGUGAUGAAUUCGUGAAGAAAUUGAAGACCGUGUUCAAGACAAUAAGUAUAGUCGGAUUUAUGAAAUGGUUCACAAUAGUAAGUGGUACUUGCGUGAGUGGAGCAGCUGCUGGGUUAUUCUUUAAGAAUAAAGACAAAAAUAAACUCGACAUCACGAAGGUAACACCGAAAAAAAGUGAAGAGAAGAAAUGGCCUAACCAGAUGACUAUCAGUACGAUACAAAGUGCAGCAGUACCGCCUAAUCUUGACGCGGAUUAAAUGUAUUGAUUUUACAUAUUUUGUUUUUACAUAUUUGUUGAAAGUAAGAACAAUCGAGACUUGUGUUUUAUAAGUAUAAGUGAAUCAUUUUUAAACGGAUCAUUAUUGAAUUGUAACGCCUCAAAAUAUUUGGAUAUAGUGCAAUAAUAAUUAUGGAUCAUAGUGUAUAUUAGAAGAUUUGAUAUAACAAUUAUUAGAUCAUUCUGGCUGAUAUGAGUCAUUUAAAAAAUGAUGGGUGUGCACUUAUAACAUAUUUCGUGCAAAUAUUUCGAUCUAUUUUAAAGAAGAGAGAAAUUGAAAAAGAAAGAGAAUAAGGAAGAGGGAGAAAAAGGAAGGAUACAAAUGAAGUAUUUCUUUACUUAUAAUAUAUUUUAAAUUUGCUCAAUUGAAU
Messenger RNA from Apis laboriosa (Himalayan honeybee), 2302 nucleotides. RefSeq names its product sensory neuron membrane protein 1. The transcript has 9 exons. NCBI's taxonomy places the organism in Eukaryota, Metazoa, Arthropoda, Insecta, Hymenoptera, Apidae. Gene Ontology annotation, molecular function: scavenger receptor activity. Gene Ontology annotation, cellular component: membrane; cytoplasm. The record is from RefSeq and is a predicted model, not a curated record. Bases 187 to 1911 code for a protein of 574 amino acids.